Molecule: messenger RNA, 4655 nt
Organism: Salvelinus sp. IW2-2015
Lineage: Eukaryota; Metazoa; Chordata; Actinopteri; Salmoniformes; Salmonidae
Product: MAP/microtubule affinity-regulating kinase 3
Biological process (GO): protein phosphorylation; microtubule cytoskeleton organization; intracellular signal transduction
Cellular component (GO): plasma membrane; cytoplasm
Molecular function (GO): tau-protein kinase activity; ATP binding; protein serine/threonine kinase activity
Source: RefSeq, a predicted model, not a curated record
AGUUAGUUGGCGGCCAUUUUGGAUCUACCAAUCAAGCAAACCACCCUUACUUUUGGGAUGAGAGGGAGGACUUUAACCGAAUUUGAGUCUUUCGGGGUACCAGCCCCAUCGGAAACCGGGGCAGUGCGUGUCAGAAGCCGAAAAUCAACAGGAACCCAAGCCGCCAAAUUUGGCUGCAAAUUCUGAGACCGGUUUUUACGUGAACUCCUCCAUCCCCUAUUCCUUGUCUGAACGUUCUGUAUAUUUGUUGAGGACCUGUGAACUAUCGGAACACCGUUUAUUGAGCUUUACAAUAGAUUCGUUUCCGAAAAACGGAUUGUUACAUUUUGGAGCUCGGGGUUAUGGUUUGUUUUUGGACAACUUUUUUGGGGGGGAAUUGCCUUUGUCGCAAUCUGUCCCAACGGUGUUCUGUACAGUAAUGCGGUUCGAUAAUUUAUUUAAUGAAUCGGUGUUAUAGACAUCUUCCGGCGUAUGUUUUGCUGGAACUUGGCUGUGGCGUUGCGUUAAUGUGGGAGAACGACUCCAUGAUCUUAAAUAUCAGUUCCAGACCUGCUUUACUGUCGUUAGACUAAGGUGCAGCAAAAGCAAAAAGCAGACGCAGAACCACUUCGGGGAUCAAGAAAUUAUUAAAAUGUCAACCAGAACGCCACUACCUACUGUCAAUGAGCGUGACACUGAAAAUCACACCUCGCACGCUGAUGGGCGCAACGAGGUUACCACGCGACCCGACCGCUCGGGCUCCCGCUGCCGGAACUCUAUCGCCUCGUGUGCCGACGAGCAGCCGAACAUCGGAAACUAUCGGCUGCUCAAGACCAUCGGCAAGGGAAACUUCGCCAAGGUCAAGCUGGCACGCCACGUCCUCACGGGCAGAGAGGUUGCCAUUAAAAUCAUUGACAAGACACAAAUGAAUCCUACCAGUCUUCAAAAGCUCUUCCGAGAAGUCAGAAUAAUGAAGAUUCUAAACCAUCCAAACAUUGUGAAACUGUUUGAGGUGAUAGAGACUGAGAAAACUCUCUACCUGGUGAUGGAAUAUGCCAGUGGAGGGGAGGUCUUUGACUACCUCGUAGCUCACGGGAGGAUGAAGGAGAAGGAAGCCAGGGCUAAAUUUAGACAGAUUGUGUCAGCUGUGCAGUACUGCCAUCAGAAAAAGAUUGUACACAGAGACCUGAAGGCUGAGAACUUACUCCUGGAUGCCGACAUGAACAUCAAGAUCGCCGACUUUGGCUUCAGUAACGAGUUCACAAUGGGCAGUAAGCUGGACACAUUCUGCGGCUCCCCGCCCUACGCCGCCCCAGAGCUGUUCCAGGGAAAGAAGUACGACGGGCCCGAGGUGGACGUCUGGAGCCUGGGAGUCAUACUGUACACGCUCGUGUCAGGGUCGCUGCCCUUCGACGGUCAGAAUCUGAAGGAGCUGAGAGAGCGUGUUCUGAGGGGUAAAUACCGUAUCCCUUUCUACAUGUCCACCGACUGCGAAAACCUCCUCAAGCGCUUCUUGGUGCUCAACCCAUCCAAGCGUGGUACACUUGAGGUGAGGGAGGAUGUCCAAAAUCAAAUCAUGAAGGACCGGUGGAUAAACGCAGGCCUAGAGGAGAAUGAACUGAAGCCAUUCAUGGAGCCAGAACAGGACAUCACAGACCAGAAGAGAAUAGACAUCAUGGUGGAGAUGGGCUACACUCAAGAGGAGGUCACUGAGUCUUUAACCAAGAUGAAGUACGAUGAGAUCACCGCCACCUACCUGCUACUGGGCAGGAAGUCCACAGAGUUGGAGGCCAGUGACUCCAGCUCUAGCAGUAACUUGUCUCUGGCCAAGGCGCGGCCCGCCAGCGAGCACAACAACAAUGGCCAGUCUCCGGCCCACCUCAAGGCCCAGCGGUCCAUCUCCGGCACCCAGAAACAGAGACGCUACAGCGACCAGGCCGGUCCGUCCAUCCCCUCGGUGGGCUACCCCAAGAGGAGCCAGACCACCUCAGCCGACAACGGCGACUACAAAGAGGACGGGGGUGCUCAGACCCGGAAGUCUGGUUCGUCGGGUGGGCGCAGUGGCGGCAUUGCCCCUGCCAGUCCUCUACUGGAUAAUGCCAACAACCCCAACCAGGCCGACAUCCCCGACCACAAGAAAGGCUCCACCACACCCAACGCUAACUCAGUGUCAGGGGGCAUGACGAGGAGGAACACGUAUGUGUGUAGUGACAGGAAUGCCUCGGACCGCCACUCUGCUGUCAUCCAGAAUGGAAAAGAGAACAGCACAACGGCGACGUCCAGUCAACGGAACGCUGGCGGCGCCACGCCCCCCGACCGGGUGCAUUUCCCCCGUGGCACGGCCAGCCGCAGCACCUUCCACGGCGGCCAGCUGCGGGAGCGCCGCACUGCCACCUACAACGGCCCGCCUGCUUCGCCCACGCUCUCGCAUGACGCCACACCCCUCUCGCAGUCCCGCAGCCGCGGCUCCUCCAACCUCUUCACCAAGCUCACCUCCAAGCUCACACGCAGAAGCCCAGCAGAUUUUGAGAGAAACGGGAGGUUGGAGGGUUCAAGUCGCAACAUGUCAGGUGAUCAGGAGGACCAGCAGCAGCCUCAGCCCCCCCACGGCCAACACCCCAAGGACACCAAGCCACGCUCCCUCCGCUUCACCUGGAGCAUGAAGACCACAUCGUCCAUGGAGCCCCACGACAUGAUGAGCGAGAUCCGCAAGGUGCUGGACGCCAACAGCUGUGACUACGAGCAGCGCGAGCGCUUCCUGCUGCUAUGUGUGCACGGUGACGGCCACGCCGAGAGCCUGGUUCAGUGGGAGAUGGAAGUGUGCAAGCUGCCGCGACUCUCACUCAACGGUGUGCGCUUCAAGCGGAUCUCGGGCACAUCCAUCGCCUUUAAGAACAUUGCGUCCAAAAUCGCCAACGAGCUCAAGUUGUAGGGCCUCCUAAAGAUACGAGGGUGAGGGAGUGUUGAGCGAGCAGGUAAAAUCUUGCGAUUUGAAAUAGACUAAAGCAGGGAUAUUCAACUCUUACCCUAUGAGGGCCGGAGCCUGCUGGUUUUCUGUUCUACCUGAUGAUAAAUAAUUGCACCCAAUCUUGUGUCCCAGGUCUAAAUCAGUCCCUGAUUAGAGGGGAACAAUGAAAACAUGCGGUGGAACUGGCUUUGAGGUCCAGAGUUGUAUUUGACAGGACUAAAGGAGGCUGCGUAACGUGGGGGAAAGAAAGCGCUUCAAAAUGGACUGAACGAGCCGUACAGUCGUUAUAAAAAAAACUUAAGUCGCAAAUUCACAACGGUUUUCCUCCAAGACACUUACAAAGUAUGUAUUGAAAACUAUGUAUAGCUUUUGGCAAUCAUUUCCUGCGUCUUUGGAGCAUUAUCAUUGUUGAUGAUGUGAGAGGUGGUCUUGAGCUGUCGGGACGUUGGUCUGACAUUGACAUUUAGUUGUCUUGUUUUUUUGCCGAACGCAUUAUUGCCAUUGUGGCUCUGGAACAGGGCUCUCCAAGCCUGCUCCCGGAGAGCUAUCAUCCUGUAGGUUUUUGCUACAACCCUAAUAAUUAGCUGGUUGAUUAGCUUACAUCAGGUUAGUUACAACUGUGGUUGGAUUGAAAACCUACCGGAGGGUAGCUCUCCAGGAACAGGGUUGGAGAGCCCUUGUCUGGAAGAUGCCUCCCCAUUGGGAGUUUAAGCUCUCAUACAAGGGAGGGAGUGGAGGAAGAACAUUAAAAAUGGACUCCUUCCCCCUCUUACAGAGUACCCAGAAUUCCUCUUGCCAAGAGAAUAUGGCUGCCAGAUACGAGUGGUUGGAUAGCCUAGCUAAUUGCACAAGUAGUUACGGUAUUAUUGUCAAAUACUGUUAAUUUUGGCAGUUUGCGCCCUCUACCCUUACUUAGCCAGCUUCUACACACUUGCACACACACUUUCAUUCUAUGAUUUGAACCGGUUGUUCAUCCAUGUGAUAACAGCAUAAAUGCAAUGUAUGGACCCAGCUAAGCCUCUGCUGUACGCGGUCACCCACUCCAGAAAGCAGGGCCUGGAGGAUGACACAUUUCGGCAGACCCACGAUUUAAAAUGGGGGAUUGUUGCAAAGUAUCAUGGGACUGGGUCACUCGCUACAAAAAAGACUUCAGGGAAGAUUUUCCUUCCUGGCAUAUCUGCAUAUUUAGUUUUUUUCCCCCUUUGUUACCAUAAUUGCUUCAACGGUUCUCUUCUCAGAUAUUACUGAAAUGCCCCCUUCUAUCUGGUCCCACCCACCUGGGCCGGUUCAGAUGUGGUCGGCCAUUCCUGGAACAGAUCGAAGAUCAACCACGGCCAUAUUCAGGCCUUCAGUAUUCACUUCCACCCUCCUAAAAACGCUGGCACGGUUUUUUUGGGGGGGAAUGUAAAUAAUAUACCUUAGUUUUGCAACAGCUGCAUAUUGAUAUACUUCCUUGUUUUUUUUUAUUGAGCCCAGAGCUGUGGAAUUAGUGUUAACUCAUUCAUCACCGGGUAAGUUUAACACGUGUCUCUAUUAAAAUACCUUCAGUGACUAGCCUCUGUGUCUGACUGAAUCCAUGGCAUCUUCAAGGGUUGUGGGUUCGAUUCCCGCAACGAAUGUGUUGACUUCAGAAGUCGCUUUAGAAAUGAAGUGACCAUAUUCUCUCUUGCAAAAGCUAUUUGGUCAAUAAAGUUUUAGAUGAAAAUGC